Molecule: messenger RNA, 2523 nt
Organism: Syngnathus acus (greater pipefish)
Lineage: Eukaryota; Metazoa; Chordata; Actinopteri; Syngnathiformes; Syngnathidae
Gene: adra2b
Product: adrenoceptor alpha 2B
Exons: 2
Coding region: 705-2240 (511 amino acids)
Biological process (GO): adenylate cyclase-activating adrenergic receptor signaling pathway
Cellular component (GO): membrane
Molecular function (GO): G protein-coupled receptor activity
Source: RefSeq, a predicted model, not a curated record
AGGGAGAGAGAGCGAUGGGAGGCAACCGAGCUUAGGUCCACUUCUCGAGUGAAGAUGCGCCUCAGAAACUGACGACGCGCGCCACAGGAGCCGCUCCAUCGUGGCGGUGUGGGUGGAAAAAGAAGAGGACCAAUUUAUGUGACCUUUUUAUAGGAUUUCACCACUAAUAAUUGCGCAUUUUGCGGCUCCAGGCGCACGUCUAGAAAUUAAGUUUGGACUAACUGGAAAGCAUUAAUUCCUUUCCACGCUUUUAGUAGCGUAAACGGGUGUAAAUAGUGUAAAUGUUUCCGCUUUAGUGACUUUUUAUUAAUUGCUGUGCGAGCAGCUGAGGCGUGUCUGCAACAAGGACGCGCGGAGAAAAUGUCACGAUUACUUCUUUUCCCCCCCUAAGAGUUGACUACUGGUGCAUAUUUAAUUAGCCGAGUUGAAUAUUUUAUGAGCUGGAUAAGUUUUAGUUGCACGGGAGAGGGGGGGUGGGGGGCAGUAAAAUGUGUCAGGGAGAAAAUCGGUGUUUUAUGGACUCGUUUUUUUUGUUUUUUUUAAAUUAAAAGGCGUUGAUCCGUGUCUUGACGCAACAAGACCAACGCAUGUUUUGUGAUCUUACAAUGGACUCGGAAGCCCCGUCGUGGAGGAUGCAUGGGAGCUAACAUUUGGAGAAAGACAACAGACGACAACAGAGACACUCCAGGAGAAGAGACCAAAGCAUGGCCUCUGCUCCAGAGGGCGGCUGCUCCCUGGAGCUUAGCAACUGGAAUGCAAGCGGUGCCUCCGUCCCUUGCAACCAAAGCGUCUUGAAGCUGGCGCCGUACACCCCCGAAGCCACGGCGGCCUUCGCCACCGCCAUAACCCUGAUGGUGGUCUUCACCAUUGUAGGGAACAUCAUGGUGAUUAUCGCCGUACUGACCAGCCACUCCCUGCGAGGGCCGCAGAACCUCUUCCUAGUUUCACUGGCGGCAGCCGACAUCUUGGUGGCUACGCUCAUUAUCCCCUUCUCUCUCGCGAAUGAACUUCUGGGCUACUGGUACUUCAAGUCCCUGUGGUGUGAGAUCUACUUGGCCCUGGAUGUGCUCUUUUGCACCUCCUCCAUUGUGCACCUGUGCGCUAUCUCUCUGGACCGCUACCUAUCCAUUUCCAGGGUCACCUACGGUCGCCAGCGGACUCCCAGACGCAUCAAAGCUGCCAUCGUGGUGGUGUGGCUCAUUUCCGCCAUCAUCUCCUUCCCCCCGUUGCUGUCCCUCAACAAGAGCGAGGUGGGUGACCUCGCGAGCGAGAGGGGACCCCAGUGCCAGCUCAAUGACGAGCGUUGGUACAUUCUUUACUCCACCAUCGGCUCCUUCUUUGCCCCGUGCCUCAUCAUGAUCCUGGUCUACGUAAGAAUCUACCAAAUCGCCAAGCAGAGAACACGGUGCCCUCCAGGGGAGCCUCGCAAGGACGGAGUGGGCGCGGCCACGCCGAGCCAGCCCAAGCGGCAAGUCCAAGCCAACGGCAGGGACGAUGAUGGAAAAACGUCCCCCGAGAAAACAUCCAACAUCAGACCCCCCACCCUCGCCAUUACACCGUCCCUUUCAGGAGGACAGGAGGAACCCUCCCAGGAGCCCAACCCCAAUAAUCUGCAACCUCCACCCCCAACUCCAGCUAUGAGCCCAGUCACCAGCUCUGUCGAUACCACUCUGCACGUGCCGCCCGCUGCCCCAACCAAGACUAAAGCACGAUUGAACAAGUUCAAGCGGCAAAAGCAAAGCAGAUCCGACAAUAACAACGGCGACAGCUCCAGCACGGAUAGCGAGGUCAGCAACGGAGGCGGCCGGGGCAGCGCCAGCAUGCCGGGGUCACCCGGGGGAGGGGGCGUCCACUCCCCGAGUUCCAUCAAGCGCUACACCAACAUGAUCGCCACUUCGAAGGGGUCGCGGCUGGUGCCGGGAAGGAAGUCCAGAAUCGAUAACAACCCCGGGGCGGCUCGGCGCAAAGCCAUGGUCAACCGGGAAAAACGCUUCACCUUUGUGCUGGCUGUCGUCAUCGGCGUCUUUGUGGUGUGCUGGUUCCCGUUCUUCUUCUCCUACUCCCUCCAGGCGGUUUGCCCCAUAACCUGCGCCAUUCCCGAUCCACUCUUUAAGUUCUUCUUCUGGAUUGGUUAUUGCAACUCCUCCCUCAACCCCGUCAUCUACACCAUCUUCAACAAAGACUUUAGGAAGGCUUUCAAAAAGAUUCUGUGCAGAAGUACCAAGGGUACUUUCUAUUAGAACACAAAGUCGGCCACUUGGAACCAAUGAGGCGUGUAACAUUAACAUCUUUCAAAGGGCUGUAUUAAUAUUAUGAUGAGCCAUGGAUGUACAAUUCCAAAUUACUUCAACACAGCCAUAGAAUGCAUUACUUGACAUUUUAUCGUACACAAUAGGGGUCCUUGACAGGAAAGGUAAAGUUCACUACUGACGACAAUGCCAAACAAAUUUACCACAUCACACUGAGUGACUAUAUGCUGGGAACACCAGAUAAGAACGGCAACAGCAGACACAUGUCAAAUUU